ACGUGACCCGGGGAUGAGCCACGUUAGCGGCUCUCGCUCGUCCCGAGUCCACUCGCUGAAACGGGCCGAACAGACGCCGGACGUGGUGUCGCUCCUCCGCCCCAAGGACGCCGACUGUUCCCGUCUCUCUCCGUCGUCGUCGUCGUUGUUGUUGUUGUCGUCGUUGUCGUUGUUUGUUUUCUCCAUAAAGAGGGGAGGGGGCAGCACUGUGCACUUGAACGCAUUCGGGGUUUUUUUCGUUCAUGAGAAUAGCGCGAUAAGUCGCAGGCAGGAUAACCGAGGAUGAUUUCUCCGUGGGACCGGUGGUAUUCGACGAGCUGCUGCCUCUGCUGCCACGUCAGGACGGGCACCAUCAUCCUGGGGAUAUGGUACAUGCUCAUCAAUGCGGUGGUCCUACUCAUCUUGUUGUCGGCUCUCAAUGACCCCAUUCAGUACCGCUACCACCUCACCAGCUCUGAGCUGGGAACGGACAUCGAUGUCAUGGACGAUGCGAAUAUCUGCAUAGCUACUGCAAUAUCCCUACUCAUGAUUCUUAUAUGUGGCAUGGCGACGUACGGGGCUUACAAGCAACAUGCUGCCUGGAUCAUUCCAUUCUUCUGCUACCAAAUCUUCGACUUUGCCCUGAACACACUGGUAGCCAUUAGCGUGGUGGUUUAUCCCAACACCGUGCAGGACUACCUCCAGCAGCUGCCGGGGACAUUCCCUUACAAAGAGGACAUCAUGUCCACCAACAACAUGUGCCUAGUUUUCGCAGUCCUCCUCUUCAUUGGCUGCAUCCUCUCCUUCAAGGCCUACCUGAUUGGCUGCGUGUGGAACUGCUACAGAUACGUGAGCGGCAGGGGUACCACAGAGGUCCUGGUCUAUGUCACCACCAACGACACCACGGUUCUGCUGCCGCCGUACGAGGAAGCCAUCGCCAUUCCGCCCAAGGAGCCCCCUCCCCAGUAUAUGGAGGCAUGAGGGACGUCCUCAACGCUGGACCCUAUACCCUCAAACCCCCACCCCUCAAAAAAAACCCACAGACCACAUCUCUCUCCAACAGUAGGACCCCGAUAUUGGCUGGAACAUGUUGAAAAAACUCUGUCUUAGAUGCUGGUUUCUGCUCGGAUUCCUGCCAACUGUAGAUUUGUGACGCUGAGCCAGUAUCACCCUCGACCCUCGACUCCGCCCUGCUUGUUGUGAUGUGUUGUCUUCCCCUCUUGUCUCCUCUGUCCUCUUCAAAGGGGACAUCAACUUUGAGACCAUCACCAUUCCUCCCUCUUGGCUGCGGCUGACCCCCCUCUGGCAGCCCUGAACACUCUGUCCCAAAUUAAUUUGCACUUUUCCGCUGUGGGAAACGUGCGCCAACUGGUCUGGCCACCAACUGUUAAACCCCCUUAAUACUGUGAAUCUCCCUCGUGGUCUUUGUAUAGAAACAAACUACCUGAAGAGAGACGGUGCAGAGAGAGAGAGAGAGAGAGAGAGAGAGAGAAGGAAAACGACAUACGUGACCCCCUUAUGCAAGAGCACUUUUUUCAGAAAUUGACAAAUUUCCUUCAUUGAAUGUAAUGUUGGGGUAUUUUUGUAUGACUUUUUUGUAUUCGAGAGAAAACGAAGUGCGCAGCGAAAGGCAAGUCCUGUUGUGAUAAAAUAUCAUCUGUGUACCGUCGUAGCUCGAAAGUGGUUCCUUGACAAAUAACAACCACGUCUUCCUUUUGUAUCCGUGUAACACGCCGUCUCUGUGAACCCGUUAACCCAUCGACUGCCAGUGAAAACCUCGUUCACCUAUUGCUUUUCAGUCCAUACCAGUUUGCCUUCCUGCCCCUUUUCGUGAACUGCUCCCGAGUUCUCAAAAGACACGGCAUUAAUGUAACAAUUGGGUGAAGCAUUUUACACAUUGACAAACGACAGAUUCACGUCCAAAAAAGGCAAUACUGUCUGUCUGUCACGUGUUUCCGCGUUGAGUUGCAGAAGCAACAGCACUGACUGUGUCUUUAUUGUUUGGGGGGGUUUUCGUACAUGGAUUGUGAUCUGAUAAAUUUGAGUCGAGCUAAUAUUUGUUGGACUGAAGGCAUUUACCUAUAAAGACGGUGUGACGUGCUACUGCACAUGCAGACACUGUAUGUUUGUGUAUGUGUGUGUCUGCUUGCCUGCGCGCUGUGUGUGGCAUUAUGAUGUAACUUCAAUGUCCUUUAUAUGUAGUAACAUGUUUGUUUGUUUUUUGCACAUGCAGUGAUAUCAUGUUGAGUUAUUUCCUGUGUUGGUGACGCCGGACAGGGAUCUGAAAGCAUUGAUUUAGCAUCGCAUAGCAGCACAAAAUCAAUAAGUAGUGUAUGGAGAUAUUUGAACAGUGCAAAUGCUUUGCCUGGAACAAUUUAGGCAAACAGUUGUAUUAUUAGAAAUAAUAAUGGAUAGAUAAUAAUCCUAUUCUUUCCAAUAAUUCCUCAAGUAGUGUUUGUUUUCAACAGAGAUAAAUAAAUGGAUAAAAACAUAGUGACUAUGCAGUAGUGCAUUCAACAACGUGUUUAACCUGAAAGUACAUGUACCAUUAAGUAGUAUUAUUCCAUGUGAUACUAAUACUGUAGUUGGUAAUGUAGCCCCUUCGUUAGCCCCCUCAUGAUUGUCCCCUUGUGGAUUCUGACCACCGCUUCUGCAAAUCCAACAAAGCUGAAAAAAUGAAAUUGCACUUUAAAGUCAGCGUAAGAGCAAACCCAUGCGUUUGUGUUUUCCUCGCCGAGUGGUUUUAAUAUGACCGGUCACCCUAAGUCCGCAUGAUACAAGCUUCGAAGACACGACGUAGACAAAUCAAAAUCUACACUGUGUGAUGCGACUGGAAAGCUGCAGAGCUGACGGACCGUCACGACAUUGAAACCCCUACACCGAGUUGAGUAGGGGUUUAGAGGGGAGAAGGGGGAAAAAAGAGCUUGUAUCUGGACGAGUGGAUGGUCGAUGCCUCAUUUUAUUAGAAUCACUCAAGACUUGUCCAUCAGCUUCCCCAUUCACACACGUCCUCUUGUUGGAUUCGCAUGAGCUCAUGUCUUCAACUCUGAAUAAUAAAAAGCUAAGUUAACCUGU
Messenger RNA from Scophthalmus maximus (turbot), 3054 nucleotides. It is a transcript of the gene laptm4b, whose product is annotated as lysosomal protein transmembrane 4 beta. Gene Ontology annotation, cellular component: lysosomal membrane. The transcript is spliced from 7 exons. The record is from RefSeq and is a predicted model, not a curated record. Lineage: Eukaryota; Metazoa; Chordata; Actinopteri; Pleuronectiformes; Scophthalmidae. The coding region runs from base 283 to 960 and encodes 225 amino acids.